Messenger RNA from Caenorhabditis bovis, 1080 nucleotides. The record is from the annotation of a GenBank genome assembly. Lineage: Eukaryota; Metazoa; Nematoda; Chromadorea; Rhabditida; Rhabditidae.
AUGACACAAAGUAAUGGUUCGCAUAAAAAAGGAAAUCAAGUAGUGAUAUUCGUCAAAAGACCAGGAGAGAAUAAUCCCCCAACUGUUGACUGUUUCCAAGUAGUCGACAUCGAAACUCCGACUGAAAGCGACUUGGCGCCUGGCCAGUGCAUCGUGCGAACACUUUAUCUCUCCGUUGACCCUGCUCAGCGAUGUCGCAUGAAUGCUUCAACCGGCGUUGAUUAUUUAGGACCCUACGAAAUCGGUGAACCCGUCGAUGGAAUGGAGGGAAUCGGGAUGGUUGAGAAAGUCGGCUCUGACUGUUGUUUAAAGGAGGGUGACCUUGUUACGGGCUGCAUUCGCUUAUGGACAUGGACUAAGUAUUUCAUAGCUGAUAGUAGUGAUCUCGUCAAGGUAUCUCUACCGCCCGGAUUCUCGCCGUCGGUCAUCUUAUCUUGUGUUGGAUUAUCAGGCAUUACAGCUCUCCUUGGAAUUCGCAAAAGAGCUCAAAUCGAUAAGACGAAACCUCAAACAAUUGUUGUAUCAGGAGCUGCAGGCAGCUGUGGAUCACUCGCUGGACAGAUUGCUAGGAUUGAAGGAUGUUCAAAAGUUAUUGGAAUUUGCGGAAGCGAUGAAAAAUGCCGCGCAUUGAAAGAAGUAUUCCGAUUUGAUGAAUCAAUUAAUUACAAAACCGAGGAUGUUUCGAAUAGAUUAUCAGAAUUGGCCCCGGAAGGAGUAGACAUUUAUUGGGAUAAUGUGGGCGGAACAAUAUCAGAUGCUGUCAUUGCAAAGAUGAAUCACGGAGGACGUGUUGUACUUUGUGGACAAAUCGCUGUUUAUAAUACUGAUCUACCGUAUCCACCACCUCUUCCAGAUGAGACCAAUAAAAUACUAAAGGAACGAAAUAUUCAAAGAGAGAGGUAUUUGGUUCUUCAAUACAAAGACGAGAUGGAUGAAGCGAUUGCCCAAUUGUCACAGUGGCUGCAAGAAAAGCGAAUAGAACCACGAGACACAAUUUACGACGGAUUAGAAUGGGGACCAUCGGCAUUUGUUGAUAUGAUGCUUGGCAAGAACAUCGGAAAAAUGCUCAUCCGUCCUUAG